Messenger RNA from Colius striatus (speckled mousebird), 1490 nucleotides. RefSeq names its product secernin 1 (gene SCRN1). Gene Ontology annotation, molecular function: cysteine-type exopeptidase activity; dipeptidase activity. The record is from RefSeq and is a predicted model, not a curated record. The coding region runs from base 83 to 1327 and encodes 414 amino acids. Gene Ontology annotation, biological process: proteolysis. The transcript is spliced from 9 exons. NCBI's taxonomy places the organism in Eukaryota, Metazoa, Chordata, Aves, Coliiformes, Coliidae.
CGCGCGUCGCGCUUGCUCUUGCCGGUAGGGGCCGCCGCCGCCAGGCUGAGGGGAGCGGCGCGGAUCGUGAGGAGCGCUGAGGAUGGCUGCAGCUCCCCCAAGUUACUGUUUUGUAGCCUUUCCCCCAUGUUCUAAAGAUGGACUGGUGGUCUUUGGAAAGAAUUCUGCACGGCCUAGAGAUGAAGUGCAGGAAGUUGUCUACUUUGCUGCUGCAGCUCACGAUCCAGGAAGUAAAGUUGAGUGCACAUAUAUUGAGAUUGAGCAGGUGGCGAAGACUCAUGCUGUUGUGCUGAGCAGGCCCUCCUGGCUUUGGGGGGCAGAAAUGGGAGCUAACGAGCAUGGAGUCUGUGUAGCUAACGAAGCCAUCGUGACCAGAGAACCAGCUUCUGAAUCUGAAGCCUUGCUUGGAAUGGAUCUUGUCAGACUUGGCUUAGAAAGAGGUGCAACAGCUAAAGAAGCAUUGGAUGUAAUAGUUGCUCUGUUGGAAGAGCAUGGACAAGGUGGAAAUUAUUAUGAGGAUGGGAGUUCAUGUCAUACUUUCCAAAGUGCAUUUUUGAUUGUGGACAGAAAUGAAGCCUGGAUACUGGAGACUUCUGGAAAAUACUGGGCAGCAGAAAAAAUCACAGAGGGGGCAAAAUGCAUUUGCAAUCAGCUUUCAUUAACUACAAAAAUUGAUGCUGAGCAUCCCGAGCUAAGGAGUUAUGUGAGAAGCCAGGGCUGGUGGAAUGGAGACUCAGACUUCAAUUUUUCUGAAGUGUUCUCUCUGGGGGAUGACCAUUUAGCUUGCUCUUCUGGCAGGGAGAGCCUAGAGAAGCAAAGUGGUGCUGUUUCUGCACAAGCUAUGAUCGAUGUCCUGCGUGAUAAGGACAGUGGCGUCUGUGUGGACUCUGAAUCUUUCCUUACUACAGCCAGCAUAGUGUCUGUUCUGCCUCAAGACCCUAGUUUUCCCUGUAUCCAUUACUUCACUGGCACACCAGAUCCUUCAAGGUCCAUAUUUAAACCCUUUAUUUUUGCUGAUGAUGUAAAAUCAGUUCCAAAAGUACAGUCUCCUUCUUUUGGUGAUGAUGAUCCUGCUAAAAAGAUACCUCGAUUCCAGGAGAAACCUGAUCGCAGGCAUGAAUUGUACAAGGCACAUGAAUGGGCUCGAUCUCUCCUUGAGAAUGACCAGGAUAAAGGCCAGAAACUGAUGAGGAUUAUGUUAGACCUUGAAAAACAAGGCUUAGAAGCAAUGGAAGAUCUGCUUACUCGUACAGAGAUUCUGGAUCCUGCCGAAGUAGUGGAUCUUUUCUAUGACUGUGUUGACACAGAGCUAAAGUUCUUCAAAUAAACUACAGUGGCUAUUUUUAGCCUUGUCACUGGAAGACUGCAAAGUUCUUCAAGCCUUGAAAGAAAGUCUUCACACUUAUGAAUUUGCAGGAAAAACAUUUGUAGAGGAAAAAAAUGUUCCUUGCUAGCUGUAUCCGGUUAACAAAUUGCUUUCCUUUGUCCGA